AUGGCGUGCCUGUCGCCGUCGCCGUCCGGCCGGCGCCUGUCGGAGCUGCUGGAGGAGAAGCAGGAGCCCUUCGUCCUGGACCUGCACCUGCUCGAGAAGGGCUGCUCCUCCUCGCGCCUCCUCGACGGCUACGACACCGCGCUCUGCUGGCCCGCCGCCGCCGGCGGCAACGACGCCGCCGCCGCCGUGCUCCGGCGCCUCACCAGCAAGAAGAGCAAGGCGACCGCCCGGGCCACUGCCGGCGGUGGCAAGAAGAAGCAGCAGCAGCAGCCUGCCGGCGGGCUCCUCCAGCUCCUGCUCUCCAAGAUCCUCCGCGGCAGCAGCAGAGCGGCGGCGGCCCAGCGGAAGCCCGCCAAACUGCAGUUUUCCGACUCCUUCAAGCUGGCGGCCACGGCCACCAACCCGGCCGCCGUGGCGCCGGGGCCGUGCUUCGACGACCGGCGGCACAUGGAGCUGGACGCCGUCAAGACCGCCGCCGCCGCUGACGACGCUGUCAAGGCGCAGGACACCACCGUGGAGCGCUACGACUCCGACUCCGACGACGAGAAGCAGCAGCUGAGCCCCGUCUCCGUCCUGGACCACCCGUUCGAGAGCUCCUCAGUCCACGGCAAGCUGCUGCUGUCCCCGUCAUCCAAGGGCGCUGCCGUGACCAUGGACGUCUUCCGGGACCUCCUGGACGCGGCGUACAGCCCCGCGCUGCUCGCGCAGCUUCUCGCCAUGUCCGAGGACCUCCAACUCAGGGACGCCGCCGACGAGGACGAGUGCUACUACCGCAAGAGCCCCAAGCACUGCCGCGACGACGAGUCCGCUGCCGCCUACUGGGACGCGCACAGGGAGGAGCUGGCACGGGUGUCCGAGCUGGUCGCGUCCGAGCUCCCGACCUCCAAGCUAGUCGCCGCCGACGUAGAGCCCGAGCGCCGCGACGUCGGCGCCGAGGUCGAGGCCGCCGUGUUCGAGGCGCUGAUAAGGGAGCUCGUCGUGGAUCACCUGAGCUGCGGCUGCUGA
This is a messenger RNA of Miscanthus lutarioriparius, 1005 nucleotides long. The record is from the annotation of a GenBank genome assembly. Lineage: Eukaryota; Viridiplantae; Streptophyta; Magnoliopsida; Poales; Poaceae.